Talaromyces amestolkiae is the source of this 2340-nucleotide messenger RNA. RefSeq lists its product as uncharacterized. NCBI's taxonomy places the organism in Eukaryota, Fungi, Ascomycota, Eurotiomycetes, Eurotiales, Trichocomaceae. The record is from RefSeq and is a predicted model, not a curated record. Bases 1 to 2340 code for a protein of 779 amino acids. Gene Ontology annotation, molecular function: heme binding; monooxygenase activity; iron ion binding. The transcript is spliced from 6 exons.
AUGCCUUCAUAUCUCAUUACAGGGGCGUCUCGAGGCCUUGGCUAUGGUUUUCUUCGCCAGAUUUCCGCAGACCCAAAUAACACUGUUAUCGCGCUUGUUCGUGACAAACCCGCUACCGAUGCCCGGGUCUCCGCCGAAUUGUCUGAUAGGAAGAACAUUUUCGUUAUCCAUGGUGACUUGACGGAUGUACAAUCACUGAAGACUGCUGUUGAAGAGACUAGCAAAAUCACUGCAGGCUCUCUCGAUGUGUUAAUCGCCAACGCUGCCUAUGUAGGCAAUUACGCUCGUUUUGACGGAAUGGGAGACUUGGACGUCGAGCCUCUAGGUGCAGACCUGCGCCAGCAUUUUGAAUCAAACGUCAUAGGCAACAUCAACCUAUUCAAUCUCUUCCUUCCAUUGAUCCGUAAUGGUAAUCUCAAGAAGAUCGUUGCUAUCUCAUCUGGACUGUCAGAGCUGGAUCUGAUUAAAGAACUACGUAUUGCCAACGGUGCGCCAUACUCGAUUACCAAGGCGGCCUUGAAUAUGGUUGUGACCAAGUUUCAUGCUCAGUAUGCCGACGAAGGCAUACUAUUUAUGGCUGUUUGUCCAGGUUCUGUGGCUACGGGUAACUUUGAUAAUCUUACACCUGAAGAAGAAGCUAAAGCAGGUGUCAUGUUUCAAAAGUUUAUGAAAUAUGCUCCUCAUUUCACAGGUCCCGCCCCUGUUGAUGAUGCAGUGAAGGAUGUCCUUCAGGUGGUGGAAAAUGCUACUAUCGAAACUAAUGGCGGAACUUUGGUGUCUCAUUUUGUGUCAAGGUCAAAAGGGAAGAACAAGAAAAACCUCCUGAAACUACCCCUCAUCGGGGAUCUUCAUAGUUCGCCCAUCGAAACACCUCUUAGCAACUGGGAUGCCUGGGCACAGGAAAAUGGUCCAAUCGUCGUCCCAAGACUAUUUGGGCUCAUUCCAAUUGUCGUCCUCAACUCAUUCGACGCCGUGACAGAGUUGUUUAGUCGUCGCAGCCAAUGGUACAGCAACCGCCCAGGGUCAGUCAGCAUGGAAAUGAUUACAGGCGCCAAACUAGGACAGUGCAAGUUUACCCUGAUGCACGAUUAUGAUGAUCAGUUAAAACUGCACCACCGUAUUCUUUCCCCAAGCCUCGGGGCUCCAGCCGUUGCACGCUAUCAGCCAUUAAUUGAACUGGAGUGCAAGCAAUUGUUAUUUGACCUUUGUAAAACUGCUGCGGAAGCGCCUCUAGAUGGAAUCAUCAGCACUAAAACAGUCUACCCACUUCUCGAGCGCACUCAGUCCAGUUUGAUUCUUGCUCUACAUUACGGACUUCGUAUUCCAAGCUACGAUGAAAAGAUACUCCAAGAGGUCUUCGAUACCCAAACCCAAGUAACUCAUCUCGCAGCCAACCCAAGGCUACCAGACAUGAUCCCGCCCCUUCGGCACCUACCUGCAUUUCUAUCACCAUGGAAGCGCUCUGCAGACAAGCUUCAUGCUACACAAGUUGAUUUAAACAUGCGCCUUCUUAGACAUGGCAAGGACUCGGCGGGUUGGAAUGCGACCAAACAAGCACUAGCUACAGCGAAGAAACACGCCACAAACGAGAUUCCAGAACUUGAUAUCGCCUUCACUCUCGCAACUUCAGUACAGGGUGGCAUGGAGACAUCCCCACGACAGCUUUUGUGGCUCUUUAUAGCGGCGCUCCACAAACCUUCUUUCAUGGGUAAAGCACACGCUAUACUCGAUGAUGUUGUCGGCCGCGAACGUCUUCCGAGAUUCUCGGACAGAUCCAACCUUGCGUUUAUCGAUGCUAUUACCCACGAGCUAUUUCGGUGGAGACCGAUUGCCCCUGGCUCAAUUCCGCGUCGAGCGGACAAGGACGAUGAGUUGAAUGGAGUCAAGAUCAGCAAGGGCUGGACUAUCAUGGCAAAUGCUUGGGCGAUCGGGAGAGAUGAGAAAGUCUUUGUUCCUUCACUGGGCGAUCUCCACGACUUCGUGCCAGAAAGAUGGCUGCAAAAAGUUGAACAAGAUGGAAAAACAAAAUUACGUACUGACCUUCCGCUGCCAGUAUUUGGGCAGGGUAGGCGAACCUGCCAAGGAAAAAGAGUUGCCACGGAUGGAGCUUUUAUGCUGAUUGCAAGUUUGAUAUGGGCAUUCGAUAUCGAGCCUGUUAAUGGGGUGAUCGUGAACCCAUGGCAAAUGGUUGUAGCCGGAUUCAUGACAAUGCCAGGCGAGGUAAACUUCAAGCUACGCCCAAGGGGUACCUGGGCUGUGGAUGUCAUCAGACGAGAAUGGGAGACGGCAGAAAAGGCUCUAGAGAAGAUCAUGGGGAGAGCGAACGAUGUUGAACAGUGA